UCUUUUUCCAGUUCAACCAUUUUUUCAGGGACUAAGGUGACAUGUGAAGGAUCACCAGGCCACGGAUCAAAAUUCAUUGAAAAUACGGCCGGUGAGAAAUUGGUUUCUGUUAUACAAAGCGCUCUGGAGUUCCGCGAUGAACAACUUAAACUUUACAAAAGUGGUACAAAAUCGUUGGGAGAAGUGAUCACGCUCAACUUCACAAAGGUUGAGGGUGGUACUGCUAUAAACGUCCUACCGACGGCGCUCACCGCAUGUAGGUUAUCUGUUAUGUAUACACUUCAAUGA
Molecule: messenger RNA, 288 nt
Organism: Cooperia oncophora
Lineage: Eukaryota; Metazoa; Nematoda; Chromadorea; Rhabditida; Trichostrongylidae
Source: the annotation of a GenBank genome assembly